AUGCGGGAGGUCUUGCUGCUGUAUUUCCUCGUUUGGGGGAGUCAUGGAUGUCUACUGGAGAACGGCAUGAGCUCCGUUUAUCUGUCAGCCUUCGAAAAUCUCAAAACAGGUCGGCCAAUUUGGAUUUUUUUUCAUUUUUUUUUAUCCUCUAAAGUUUUCUCAUUUUCCUAUUUUUUUUUUCCCGUUUGUCACAAUUAUUUAGACCUUAUUUUGAAAACUUACUCUGGAUACGUUUAUAUCAAUGUAACCUAAACUAGAAACGGCAGUAAUAUUUGCUUUUUGGCGAGUUUGUGAGUUGAACUCUGAAUUUUGAGCUCAUCAUGAGAAGUUUUCGAAAAUCUAAACCUGAUUAUGAAAAUUCUUUCUUCCUGUUUUCAAAAUGAAUACAAAUAUUUUUUUUUGAUGGUUUGAUUUGGAUUUUUUGUUUCAAUCGUAAAAAACUUUGAAUUUUCAAAAGUACACUGAUUGAAACUGGCACAAAACCAAUUUUAUUUUUUUAAAUAUGAUUGAGUCUCUCUUCAUCACAACAAAUUGUGACUCAUUCUCGCAAGAAGAACACCAAGGUUGACAAUUAGUGACAUAACUGCGUGCAUUCGACCGUGGGCCAAUUCGGUUAUCUGGCGCGUAUUCAACGAAUUUGGCAGCAAGGAUAAGUCGAUUUGCUCUGACUGUAGAUAAAUGCCCAAUUUGCCUUUGCAUCGUGGAAACCUUGUAUACUUCUUGAGAAAAAAAAAUGUGUGCUAGAUGAAUAUAAAGUUUUGGUAUUUCCCGCAAAAAAAGGAAUGUUUGGAAUUUUUCUACCUUGUAACCAGGGAUGUUCCGAAAGAUCUGAGAAAUUCCUUACUUUUUUGGGAAUUCGGGCGGAGGCUUUGUAGUUGGCAAAUGGGGGCCGAUUGGCUGCGAUUCCGGAGAAUUUUCGGUUCCCAACGAGUCAACUCGUGGCGGGUCCUGUUCUUCGUUUCCUUUCACAUGGCGCACGCUCAAACCAUUCAAGUAGAGGCAAAAAAAUGCCAGCCAGAUGCGACAGUUUAGAUCCACAACCGAGUUUUCCGAUAACAUUUUUUGUCAAAGAAGAGAUGAGGACAUUUACAGGGAGUGUCAUCGGGAAGUUGCCAAUCCAAGAUGACGAGGAAGAUAGCAAAGCUAAGUCGGAACUCGAGCUUGCGGUCAUCAAAGGGGCCGACUUGGUGGAAAUAGCCCCCGGCACCAAAGACCUGGUUUUGAAAAAAACGUUGGAUAGAGAUGAAGUGAGUUGGAUUUUUUUUAACUGCGCGUUGUUACAAAAAUGCCAGAUGUCGAUGUUGAUCUGCAAGUUUUUUUCAAAGUCAUUAGACUUCUUAAUUUUGCGAAGCUGUUCAAAAAUCUUUCGAAUUCUCAAAAUUUCUGUGAAAAUUCAUAAGUCAAGAUGUAUGAAAAAAAUUGGUCUGCCGUUUCCUGAAUCUUAUAUUUUCUGUCUAUUUUUAAAGUUUUUCCUAACUCUUUUUUUUCUCCCACUUCUCUCUACCGUAAAAUUGACUUUUUUUGUAAUCUCUCAAAUCUUAUCUUUUUGCCAUCGAUUAGCAAAAGAUAUAAGCUCAACCCAAAAGUUCGUGAUCAUGAAAUCGGAGAGAGUGGACAAAUUGUCAACUCAAGUGUGGGUCGGACCGUGUGUGCGCGACUCAGCGAGGGUUUCCUUGUUGACCAGCCAGGCUCUAAGUGCUGUCGCUUGUAAAACAAAAGCGCGUCAGCAGGCCUCGUCACUGCUGCUAAUGGAAUGAUACCUAAAUUGGAAAGAGGCAAGGGUUUGAAAAUCACCAGAAAUUGUCAAGGACUGCUAGAAGCGUGAGUGGAAAUCGCAAGACGGGCAUAACUUAUUAAUCAAAGUUCUAACCAAAAAUCGAAAAUGAUCAGAACUAUAAAACCGAAGAGCUAAAAGCAGAAAUUGAAUUUUAGUUAUCAUUCAAACAGAAAAUAUGAGAGUUUUUCGUUCUAAAAAAAAGAAAAAUCAAUCAACCUUAUAAGGAAAUUUUCUUGUGGGUAAUCGAUGGACAUCAAAUGUAUAUCUUUAGAAAUAUUUUUGACUUUUCCACAGGCAAUCAAAAAACGUUUUUAUUGAAGUCAUGGCUGCUUUUCACAUUGUUUAGAAGUUCAUAGAGCCAGUUGACCAUUGAAAUUAUGAACAAAAAUUAUGCCAGCACGAACAUCUUUGAAACUUUGAAACUUUUAUUCAGUCUUCAGAGAAGGUACUCUGCUGAAUCAUGGAAUUAUUGAAGAGUUGUUUGUCGGUUUGCGAAACUGUUGUUGAUCAAGCGUAGACGACGCGUAGAGCCUCUCGUCUCUCUUUUGAUAGUAGUAGACGACUUUCGAGCGUUUCCGACGAUCACUGCUUUUCCAUGAACAUCUAGGCGUUCCAAAUCUGAAGAUUGAGAACGAUACUUUCAUACUCAAUGUUUCAUACUUUGCAAUUAUUGCAGAAUCUUGCUUUCAUUCAAGCCAAGAUGUUCACCUAAAUAGACUUGCUAAGGAAACUAAUCAAGCGUCUGCGCGCUAGUUGGCGGUCACACAAAGAAUUAUGAGACGCACAACCUGGGGAUGGCAGAAGAGUAGAUUCAUUUGAGGGAAAGUUGGGGUUCAAUGGAUGUCGAUCCGAAAACAAAUUACUUUCACCUUUUUUGAACGAAUAUGCAACCGGAACGCUAAUUGCCAUUAUUCCAACCUUUCGGAGUGGAUUUUUCAUGUUGCGGUCAAACCUAAAUUCCACUUUUGUUUUUUUAUUUCUUUAUUCAUCUUGAGUUAUCAGAAAAAAACUUUUUUUAACUCAAAGUUCACUUUGAUAAUGCAACAAAAAAAGAAAUUUUUUUGAAAUUUACAGAAAUAUGUUACAAAAAAAGAUGGAAUUUUUCAAUCAAAAAGAGUGAACAUUCAAGUUUUUCCUCGAAAUUUUUCAGCUUUAUAAAACAAAAAAAAUUCUGCCUUUGCGAGCAUGGGCUAAAUGUUGUGAGAUGUACAUACGUCUAUGGGUCUUAAUUUCUUGGUUAUACAUGUAUUCGCUCCAAAACACAUUACUUGCGUACCCUUCUGCAAGUUUUUUUUUAAUCAGUCAAGUUGUUGUCUUGUACUCAUAUAAAAUUCCUGAACUUCCACUCUGUGUGAUAAUGUACCAGAAUAAAAGAAAUCAAAAGUUUGGUGUUGGGGUUUUUCAAAAAAUCUUUUUCUGAUGUUAUGUAAAUUUUCUGAAGUUCCAAUUGUUUUGCCCUGUCUGACAAAGCAAAAUUUGGCGCUGUCACUAGUCGCGCGAAGGUUUAUGAGGCGUACAUCGAUUGCGGUCACACGCGAGCCGACAAUGGCUAUCUGAACUCAAGGAAACCUAAGCAAAAAGUUCAGGGCGUCGGCAAGUUCGAGGCAAUCGUCGAGUGCCGCUCAUCAAACGCUGAUGCCGACUUCAGUCAGGUGCGUGAAACUACAAGGCUACCGUAACCACACGACUUGGAAAGUUAUUUGCGCGAGGGAUUUUGAAGGCGCCUUUUCGCACUUCGUGAAAAGCGCCUUGUUUAAUAUUAGCUCGAAUCAAAAUCGUUUGAGGGCUGUGAAAGUAUGUCGUCAAACAUGAAUCGAAUUACAUGAUUAAGAAACAAUUUUGAAAUUAUAGCUCAACAUUUCUGUUUUCGUGACCGUGAAAGAUGUCAACGACAAUCCGCCAGUUUUCGAUUCACCAGAAUAUUCUGUUUCGAUCAAAGAAGAGUUACCUAUCGGUGAGUUUUUUUUCUCAUUAAUAGGAACUCAAAUGGCUUCUAACAAACGAAGAAAAUCAGUAACGUUUGGACUAAUGACUUGUGACGCAAUACCAUUUAAGGGUCUGUGCGUCAAUUAAAAGUAAUAAAUUCUGGAUUUUCUGUGAAUUUUUUGUCACAAGUAAGCGUUGAAAUCAGCUCUCUGAAAAAAUAUUUCAGGAACGAUUGUUUUCACUGACUUUGAAGCGACCGACAAUGAUCAGCCAGGUCCCAACAGCUUCGUACAGUAUUCGAUUGUGAAAGGAACUUUCUCUCAUCUGCUCGACAUUCCCGAUCCCUUCAAACCCGUUAUUGUGGUCAAAGUGAGUUUUUACAAUUCUUCAUGGAGCUGAAAGGCUUGAGCUGAGUUUGAGCUCAAGAAAAUAUUCACGAAGACAAAGAAAAAGAAGUCAUCAAAGCUGUGAGAUUUAACUUAAACUCAUCAGUAAUCCAACCAGAACAUUUUCACAAAAACUGCUUUUACUCAAAGUUAGUACUUUGAAGUUUUGACGCUCCCUUGCGACAAGAGUGGUACAACUUCACUGAAAAUUGAAAGGAAAAGAAAAAAUUUCUUCUGUUCACUGAAAAAAACUUUGUGGUUCAUCUCAUCUUACUUUGACCUUUUUCAAAGAUUUAUCAUGAAUUUUUCAAAGCCGUCUUGUGACGAUUUCGAAUGAGCGAAAAGAUUUACAGUAGCGGAAAUGAGUGAGUAUUGAUUCGGUUUUUUUCGUCCGUAACGCUGUCAAAAAAAGAUUAUUUUAACCUUAGAUUUCAAUAAAUUAAGUAAAAUAAUGUUAUUGAAAUGACUAUUUGAACCCAUUCAAAAAUGAAACAAACGUUUUUCGAAUAUUCAACAAAAUCGAAAAAUACGAUCAACAAAUAAAAAAAUUUAACAAAGCCAGUGAACCGGUAUAAAGGACUUCCAAUUGAAGAAAUUAUGUAAAAAUUAUCUAAUACUUUGUAGCAUAGCCUUUGGAUUUUAUCUUCUUCCAAACUUCUUCGAUUUGCUUCUCAAAAGUUUGAGAUCGAAACAACCGUUUUUAACAAAGUUAUAAACAAAAAACCAAAAAAUACUUACCCAUCUUCGCUACUUAUUGUAUCUAAAACUCAGCGGUGAAUGAAAAACUGGUGUAGAAUUUUUUGUUACCAAGGUGGAACAUUUUGAUAGAAAGGCAGAGGAGGCACAAUAGAUUAUUCCAAUUGUUAAAAAUAAGUUUCUCUUGGAAAAAUUAUGCGCCUUUUGUUUUUACCAAUAAUUCAGGAUCGGAUCGACUUCGAGCAAAUUAAAACGUUCUCCGUGGAAAUCGAGGCACGAGACCAAGGAGAGCCAAGCCUUUCAAGCCGCGUCCCAUUGCACGUGACUGUAGUCGAUGUCAACGAUUUAUCGCCUCAAUUCGCGCAUCAAUACUACACCGCGAAAAGCAUAAAGGUUUUUUUUUCGAAAUUUUAUUACUUCUCAACACACAAAAGGCUUGUCAUGUUGGAAUCAAAAAACUUGGUUGCAGGAUGGGCUGCUCGUGCUGAAACCGGAGGCUAUUUCGGCGCGAGAUGGCGAUCGCCUCAACGCACCGCUGAUCUUCUCGUUGUCUGGAGGUCCUGACAUUCAAGGCGGAAACUUUUUCGAGGGGGGAUCUCAUCAAUCGCGAUCAUUUUUCACGCUAGAGCGCUCUAUUCCGGGCCGGCUUUCCAAAAAAAAAAAAAGGGUUUUGACAUCUUUAGAAAAGGGCAAUCGAAAAAUAAUGUACCUAUCUGGGGGACUUGUCAUUUCACAGAUUUUUUUCCUCUGAAAUCAAUCAAAAAAAAUAUUCUGAUAAGACUUGAAUGUUAUGAUCUUUCUUUUUAGUUUGAACUAAAACUUUAAAAAAACCUCCUUUUUUUGCCGCAAAAAAACAAUGUUUAGGCCUUUCUGUUCAUAAAGGUAAAACAUUCCCGACAGUUUUCACCUGCAAACUUUCUAGUUUUGUAAAAGAGACCGUAGAACUCACGAAAAACUAUAUCGAAUCGAAAUGACCUUUUAGGAAUUUUUGAACAUGAGGAAUGAUAAAGUAUAAUUUUUUUCAUUGAAGCUUCUAUCGAGACUUUCGAAUCAAAAUCAAAAACUAUUUCAAUGUCUUAGAAGUUGGCCAACAGAAUAGAAAAUUAUUUUUUUGCCAAGAAGAUUUCCGUCAAGUAUUUUCCUCUGGGUUCAGCAAACUCAAAGCGUUCUGAUAACAGUCUUCUCAUCAGCUAGAUAUCUCGAUAUCUCGUAUCACCAUAAAGCACUUGACUUCAAACUCAGACGUGUACCAUUUGUUCGUCGGUAUGUAUUCAAGGAGAGCGGAUAAUAUUUGUUGACUCCCAUCGCAUUGUCCACUCAACUUGCGAAGCCAUGCGGAGCUUCAUCGCUCUUGUCGCGGCAAGGAAAAGCAAUCCUUCGAGUGACGUUUUCCCACCGAUUCCGGUCGAGCAUUUUCCGUGCCGUCGGGGCUUUUGUCACAAAUCUUGAGCUUUCAACAAGCUUUUCACGCCAUGUGAAGGACGGCACGGGCUUUGAACAAGACCCGAAAAUCAGUAUAAAAAAUGGAAAAGUCGAAGUCUUUCAGAUAAGGUACAUGAACAUGAAUCAUAAUGUAAAAAAUCACAAAGUUAUUGAAGAAAUUCUAGCAAGCGAGAUUCGUGAAAAAAUCUUGAUAUUCAGUGAACAUGAAUGGCAAAUGUACAGUAUGAUUUGCUCUGAUAAUCGAUUUUAAAAAAUCCAUCCAUUCAACUUUCCCAUUCAGAACUCUCGGAGCAUUUCGAAAUUGACGACGAAGGCAAUAUAAAAACAAAAACUGCAUCUGCACCUCCUCGAGCGACGUUUUUCGUGACGGUUAGUACAAGUUUUUCAGAAUUUUGUGCGAAAAAAGUAAAUUCUCACAAUCUAGUUUUUUUUCCAGUGCGAAGUUUGGAGUUUUUUUCUCAGGAACGAAUCUUAAAACAAAUGAUUUUAAAAGUGGGAAAAAUCACUUAUAAGUUCCAAACUCCGCCCUAGAAAGAGUUCCCUCGCAAGAUUUCAACUCAUGGUAUGACAAAAAGUACGGUCCGUUGAACAUUUUGUUGCUGGAAAAAACUGAACUCCAUCAUCUGUGCGACCUCGAGUUAAAAACCCAUGAGCGGUCCACGUUCGCCACAGGAAAAAAUUCUUUAUAUUCCGAAGAACUCGUCAAAAGAUGACAUGCGCGCUCAAACGUUCGCAUCUGAAGUUCCUGAGGAAAAGAUAACAGAGAAGUUUUGAAGGCAAGUGAGAGGGACGAGCCUGAGAGAAGUGCCACAGCCAUUGUUGCAGUACGUCUGCAGCCAAAUAUCUACUUCCAUCACAACACUUACUCAGCUCAAGUUAGUUAUUUUCAAAAGUGAUGACUUAAAAAUCAACAAAAUGUUUUUUGUUAUCUUGGGUGAAGCUGUUAAAAUUCAAAAUCUGUAAAAUUGGCUUGUUUUUCACAAUAAAAGUUGCUUUAAUUUCUGUUUUUCAAAGUUUUCUCUCCCUAAACCGAAAUUUUGGAUAACUGAGGCCUUUCUUGUCAUUUGAAACAUCCAUUGAAGACUUGGUUAUUUUUGAAAAUCUAUAGAGUAAUGACAGUUCUCUAUCUAAUUUUGUCGAAACAUAUUGAAAUUUCGAAAUUUUUUUUUCGAAAAAUGAGAUCGAGUUAGAACAAACUAUCUUUUCUGUUUCUGAUUCCCAAUUUCAUCUUUUGAGAUCAGGCCAAUGACCAAAAUCGGAUCUAAACUGCUAAAAGUCAACGCGUAUUCUGAGAACGUAAGUAACCAAAUCCAUCCAACUUUGAAAAAAAAAAUAUUUUUCUACAGAACUCUUCUAUUGCUUAUUCUCUUUUGGGCGACACAAACGCUGUUUCUAUUGAUGAAUUUUCUGGAAAUGUUAUUUUGAAAAAGAGAAUCAGCCAGCCGGAAACUCUAAAUGUUACUGCAAACGACGGUGAAAACGUGAGUAAACCUAUUAUUCGAAAAUCUUUCAUGAAGGUUUCUUUUUGUAGAUAGUCAUGACAUCUUUGACUCUUGUUCCGAUAGAAAACGAGGAAGCGUGUCAGAAGCCGCCUCAGUUCGACAAAUUUGAGUACAAAAUGAAACUCGGGUCGUUGAAUGUUCUGGGUUCCGUGAAUGCAUCAACGCGAGAAAACGGCAGAAUCGAGUACACUCUCAUCAACAUGAACUCGUAAGAUCAAGAUUUCAACAGAAACAGAAAUUCAUUGAAAUUCCAGUGUGUUCGCCAUCGACAGCAAUGGCGUUGUAAAAUUUAUUCCCGGAAAUGAGCCACAAUGCAAAAUCUGCGAGCUUGUGGUAGUCGCCAGAGACGGGCACCAGCUUGCAGUUGCUAAGGUCGGCCGCAGACCGUUGAGAAAUAAAAAAGUUUGUUUUCAGGUCAUUGUUGAGAACCCGGCUUUCAUCAUUCCACCAACAGCGGCUCUUACAAUUCUCAUUUUCGUCAUAUUAAUUUUAAUCUUCUCACUCUUGUUCAUAAUAGUCUGCAAACGGUUUCAGAAAAUGUGAGUGGAAAAUUUGUACUCUCUUCAUUUAUCAAUUUUGAGCUGCCUAACAUUCAAAAUCUUCACUGACUGUAAAAGAAUUUCGAAUUUUCAACCGGACAUCAAAAAUUCUUUCAAUGUCACUAAAAGUGUUACAAUCAGGUGGAGGAACGGUAGAAGAGCAAGCAUCUGCUGGAUGAGCCACACUGGCGACACAGGAGUAUCCAUAACCGGAACGACUCCAACCACCACCACAAGGUGAAAAAAGUCUCUUUUUCGUUCGAAUCGAUCUCAACCGGGCUUUCAGCCGAUACAUUGUCAACAGUGAUAAGGAACGAUGUUACGACGCAAAGUCUCCAGGACCCAAAAGAUCCCAAGGUGCGCAUUUGGUCCCUGUCACAGUGACGUCCCGCGAUGGCGCCACACCUACUGUUUAUUUUUGA
Messenger RNA from Caenorhabditis auriculariae, 8691 nucleotides. NCBI's taxonomy places the organism in Eukaryota, Metazoa, Nematoda, Chromadorea, Rhabditida, Rhabditidae. The record is from the annotation of a GenBank genome assembly.